CUACAGGCUGCAGGAGCGCAAAGAAUCUCAUGUAGAAGUACUUUUAUUUCUCUAAACUUCACAGGAACGUUAGGUCUAAUAGGAGUAGAGGGGGAAUCUCCGAGGACCACUUUGCCAGUCACUGGAUCCUACGUUUAGAGGCGGAAUUUGGUGUCAAGGUCAGGAGCGGCCAUGCCAUUUGGCUGUUUAACAAUCGGGGAGAAGAAGGAUUAUAACAAUCCUUCAGACGUGACAGAUAAAUAUGAUCUGGGUCAGAUUGUUAAAUCGGAGGAGUUCUGCGAGAUUUUCAGGGCCAAGGACAAAACUACAAUGAAAAUGUAUACAUGUAAAAAGUUCCUGAAAAAAGAUGGAAGGAAAGUCCGCAAGGCAGCAAAAAAUGAGAUCCUCAUCUUAAAGAUGGUGAAGCAUCCCAAUAUUCUCCAGCUGGUGGAUGUCUUCGAGACCAAAAAAGAGUACUUCCUCUUCCUUGAACUUGCAACAGGCAGAGAGGUGUUCGACUGGAUCCUGGAUCAAGGCUACUACUCAGAGCGGGACACCAGCAACGUGGUGCGCCAGGUGUUGGAGGCUGUCGCCUACCUUCACUCUCUGCACAUCGUUCACAGAAACCUCAAGUUGGAGAACUUGGUUUACUACAAUCGCCUGAAGCACUCGAAAAUAGUCAUCAGCGACUUCCAUCUUGCCAAGCUGGAGAACGGACUAAUCAAAGACCCCUGUGGGACACCAGAGUACCUGGCUCCAGAGGUGGUUGGCAGACAGCGAUAUGGCAGGCCUGUGGACUGUUGGGCAACAGGUGUCAUCAUGUACAUACUGCUGUCAGGCAACCCUCCUUUCUACGAUGAAACCGAUGACGAUGAUUAUGAGAACCAUGACAAGAACCUGUUCCGAAAGAUCCUGGCAGGCGACUAUGAGUUUGACUCUCCAUACUGGGAUGAAAUCUCAGAUUCAGCUAAGAGUCUGGUUGCUCGUCUGAUGGAGGUGGAUCAAGACCAGAGACUGACAGCCCAGGAGGCUAUAAACCAUGAAUGGAUCUCCGGCGGUGCAGCUUCAGAUAAGAACAUCAAGGAAAAUGUUUGUGCACAAAUAGAGAAGAACUUUGCCCGAGCUAAAUGGAAGAAAGCCGUCCGGGUCACCACCAUCAUGAAGAGACUGCGAGCACCUGAGCACAGUGACUCGAAGGCAACCAGCCCAGCGGCCGGCGCCCCGGCAGCAGACGCCGCAGCAGAAGCUCCCCAGGCCGCCACCGACCCCUCUGCUCCUACAUCUACUGCAACACCCGAAGGAGCGCCCGCUGCCGUCACAGAGCUCCCUGCUGGAUCGGAGAUAAGCCAACCGGCGCCGGAGGCAGCAGCCGGGGCGGUCGUCUCAGCCGGGGAGCCACAGCAACCAAGCCCGGCGCCGCAGGAUGCCGAGCCCGCAUCUCGUUGUAACGGAGAAGCUUCGGCUGCUCUCCACGCAGCCACUGAGGCCGGGGACGAGCAGGGUUAGAAGCCACCCCACCCCCACCCGUCCCUGUGUGACCUCUGCAGUCCCAACCAACUCCUGCACACUGUACAUUAGCUGCUAGCAUGGUGACACUGACUCUGCUUCUCUCUCACUUGCAGCAUUAGUAUCAUCUCAUGGAGGCUGUGUGCUACCUUUCCUGAGUGCUGCGUCGAUUUCUUUCUAACACGUAUUGUGUCUUUUUUCACUGACCCUCCGGUGUUUUAUGUCAGCUUAUAUAAAAACCACGUCUAUCUCCGCACACUUGAGUUUUGGGGGUGAAAACAGAUCUGCUGUCAAGCUGCGGCUCACAGCAAAAGUCUUCUUUCUGAUUCUUCUCUUAGUGAUAAGAGAAUAUGUGAAGACAUAAUUGUGCUGAAAAACGGCUUUGAUUCCUUUUUAAUGAGCCAACUUGGGAAACUUCUCUCUGCCAGUCUUGCGAUUACAGUAUUUGUUCUUAGAAUCAGUAGAAAAGUUUUGCUUCGGAUAUUUUGACCUUGUACCGUGAUACUCAGUAAGUGCUGGUCCUCACACUUGAAGAAGAUCACAUAUGGUUAUCUCUCUUAUCUGUUCUCGUCUACACUAAGCAGUUAUUGUACAUAAAAUCAUGCUGAGAUUGGUGACUGAGGGUGGCGAGCUCUUUUAACAUUUUAUCAGUAGGCCAUAUCUGUAAAACUAUUUCAACAUGGCAGUAAUUCCCUUUUCACUCGUAACAAUAAUGAUUAUAUCUACAAUUGAAUUUCCAUACGAUGAAAAAUGGAUCAUAAAUAAUAAGUAGUGGUGAACCCUUUCACCGUCCGCUUCAUAUUACAGUUUUGGUGCAACCGCUUUCAGUUCAAUGCGGAAAGUUUUUGGCAUAAAGCGGGGCGCUACAGAUCUCAGUAUGCAAAGAAAGUUAACUAUUGUCCGCCUUGGCUAAGAACAUUAGGAACAUAACUGACACAUAUUGGCAUUUCCCUGCCAUGUCUAUUCAUCAAGUUCUACAGUUCCUGUGUUACUGAAAUGAAGUUGGGGGGAGAUGAUAGUAUGGUUCAAGUACUUUAAUCAUAUGCUCAAAUCGUGCAUCCUUCACAGGCUGCUUAUCUUUAGGUAUACCCCGAGGCAUCAGCCACACAUGCUGAACAGUUGCACACGGUUUUCUCUACUACCGUUAUUGUCAGAGGUACCACUACAUCCCUAAUACUCCCUGAAACAAUGCUGGUGGGUCCUCUAACUGUACUUUCUCUUGUAAACGUGUUAUUUGCUAAUUGUGCUAAUUGAGAAGUCUUUAACUGGGUUAUUGGCGUGAGGCCAUUUUUUUCUCACAAUAACUUAAAUUUGAAAAAAUAUUUCUGUGCAACUCUUUGUGACUGAAAUCUUUGAGGCUUAAAUGAGCCAUACAGCACAUACAUGCCCCAGACAAUGACUAGCAGACUAAAUGGGUCAGCAAUCAGUGAUGGGCCCCAAAAACCCUGAUCAGAGCACCAGUAAUGGCUAAGAGACACUCUAUUCUGACUAUUUAUUAAAUAAUUGUAAAUAUAAUUCAUUCAUUCAUUCCUUAUCCUUAACCGACUACCUGAACUUGGGUCACAAGGGUCUAGAGCCAAUACCAGCUGAUAUUGGGUUAGAGGCUGGGUACACCCUGGACAGGUCUCCACUCGCUCUCAUUCAUUCCUACGGGCAAUUUAGACUCACCAAUUUAACCAAAGCUGCAUGUCUUUGGACUGCGAGAGUCAAAAUAUCUUUGUGGACAUGUUGGCUUUUUCAAACUAGGGAAGAAGCAGUUGUUAAAAUCUAAAAUGAUUAUUAUGGCGGCUGACUAAACGUUAAAAGGGCCUGCCACAGACUGGGAGUUAUUAUGCCCAGUAUUGUGUUUUAAACUAGGCAGCUUCACACAUAAGCACACACACACAUAUACACUCUGUUCCUUUCCUAACUUCCUGCUCAGGAAAGAACCUCAUAGCUGUAAGUGUAAAGAUUCUGUACAUAGAGACCUUUGUAGAAGUAGCCAAAACAGCAUGCAUCCUCACUUUUUGCUGUUCAUUUGACAUUUACAGCCACCAUACCGCCAAACGCCGUCUUAUCACAGGCCGCAGCACCCUCGCCUCCUGCCACAAGCCAUGCUGAGGCUAAUGUUCUUUUCAAAAGCACACUAUACAUUAUGCUGUCUGUUUCCACUCUUAAUUUAGCUCCCCUGCUGUCAAUGUGCGUUAUAUGAAAAAAACAAAAACAAAAAAAACAGUCUUCAUUACAUAGCAGUUCUAUGCAUCCAAAUUAAUUUGUAGCUUUUCUUUUUUAGAAACGUCAUGACAUCUUUUAUCAUCACAUGGCUUUUUUUUAAUUGGCUAGCUCUUAGUUAACUUGUAUCUACUUCGGUUUCAUCAUGUCCUUCCUCUGUGUUAGGAUAUGGACUCAAAAUGCCACAUAUGUCUUAAUAUUUGGUUGUAACUGUAAAACAAUAAUGUGCAUUAACUGACCACACGCGGCUUUCAAGGGCAUCAUUUUAACUUUGUGGUAACCAACUCAGCUUUGCUGACCUGUAUUGUACUAUAAACAAUGUAUGAAGCACAUAUUUGACAUUUAUGAACUUAUUACUUAUUAUUUAUAUUUUUUUUUAUUACCAUACCUCUUUUUGCUUUCUUUUUUUUGUUCUUCAACUCUUUUGAUCAUGUGUUAAUGCCAUAGAUUUUUCUCCUAAUACUUGAUAAACAGUAAUAACAAUGGUAACACUUUAUAAUAACCAACAUGAAUAAUUAUAUUGCUAAUAGUUAAAUAAACUUUUGUUAGAGUUAAUUUACUGUUAAUAAACCAUAAAAUGAUAAUAAGUAAUUUUACAGUAGAUUCGAUAUGGAAAGAUUUUAAUUUAUUGUUGCACACAUUAACACAUUUUCAUGUUAUAUUAAGGAUUUGUAAAUUAUUAAUUACAAAUAAUUUGGUCAUCAUUAACAAAUACUUUAUAUAUGACAUAAAAUAUAAAGUGUGCAGCAAUAAAUUGUUAAUAAAGUGUUAAUAGUUAACUUUAUUAAUAAUAAUUUCAUUGUUAACAGUAAACUAUCUAUUAACUGAAGUUUAAUUAGCUAUCCAUUUACCAUUAAUUUAUGAUGGUUAUUAUAAGGUGUUACCAUAACAAUCCUCCCUAUCCCGUCACUGGUCCCCUGGAGCAUUAAUAAUGAGUUACAGAAGGAGUUUUCUGUAAUCACUUUAGAGGAAAUUGAGCAAUAUUCGAAUGGCUGCAGAAACUGUGAUUCCUGGUGUCCUUUCGAUAAAGUCCUGUAAGUACCUGUAAGUACAAGUCUAUAGUCCUCGCCAGCUGUCAGGCCCAUCAGGGCCACUUAACUAACACAUGGCUGCUGUUACAUAAGUGUGUGUAUGUGUGUGGGGAGGGUAAAUAGGACCAGAUUUGCCCUUCUGGCUUGUGAGUCCACACACACACACACACACACACGCACACACACACACACACACACACACACACCGAACCACAGGUUUUCAUUCGCUGGUCACAUAAAGACAGCAGCCACAUUAAUGUGGAGUCACAAGAGUGCCCUAAAAAAGAAAAAAAUCUGUAAGAGAAUGAGAAAAUGAAUGUGGAAAUAAAACAAGGAAUAAAUAAGUGGAAAUAUGAAGAGAAAUUUAAUAAAGAACAAGUAAAUUGUUCGGUGGGUAUAUAUAUAGAGAGAGAGAAAUAAAUAAGUAAAUAAAUAAGGAAAAUAUAAUAUAAAAAUCAAAUGUGUUUAUUUCUGUAUAUAAUUAUUUAUGUAAUUUAAAAAGUAUUUAUUUAUUGCAAAAAUAUUCUAUUUUUCCUGCAUAUAUUUUAUUCAUUUUAUUUUAUAUUUUUUUAAACCCUUUAUUUUUCCUUAUUUUUUUUCCAAAUAACAUUUAUUUUCCCUUUUGUUUUAGCCACAUUUAUAUAUUAUUCUUUCUUUCUUUCUUUCUUUCUUUCUUUCUUUCUUUCUUUCUUUCUUUCUUUCUUUCUGUCUUUAUUUCUAUUUCCCCAUUUAUUUUCUAAUUAGUCUUUUUUACAGAUUGAUUCUCUUUUUAACAUUUUUUAAUGGCACUCCAGUGACUCCAUGCAGUGGAUGAUAUAAUAAUGUUAUGGCUCCCAAGGUCACUUUGUCUGACUCCAAUCUGUUGUCAACUGUGAACACCUGUGAAUUUAUAUGAAAAUGUGCAUUUCAGAUUUUAAAAAAGGGGAUUUCGACAAAGCUGAUCACAUUUAUAAUCUGAAGAAGUUUGACUUUGUUGUUGCAGAGUAUUUUAUUUAUACAUGUAAUCUCCUUUUGAUUUGUGCUGAUUGGUGGACAGGCCAGUCAUUCAGAUUAUACCGCUAUAUCACUUCUUAUGUUGUUUAAGAUAAAUAUUUCAACGAGAGGCUUAAACAGAAAAAUAUCAGAUAUUUUUAUGUGAAUAGAUUCUUUCAUGUCGUCCGUUCUCUUUGUUUAGAUGGCAAAUAAAUACUGUUUGAACACUGUUACACAGUUUAAAGCAAUGCUUUUUUCCAAUACAUUUCUUCACUGUAUUUAGUAUUCCAUGUCUGUUCAUUUUGGUAUGCACUUACAGGUGUAUUUGUAGAUGUGAUGUUUGCCAGGACCAGUGGUCACCUGUAGGUCCUGUCUUGCAUUUGUGAGCUCUGUACCGUACUCCUUGACUGAGUUAAUGACUUUGAUGGUAAUAAAAUUCUAAAUCAUC
Messenger RNA from Centropristis striata (black sea bass), 6147 nucleotides. RefSeq names its product caM kinase-like vesicle-associated protein. Gene Ontology annotation, cellular component: intracellular anatomical structure. Gene Ontology annotation, molecular function: ATP binding; calcium/calmodulin-dependent protein kinase activity; calmodulin binding. Lineage: Eukaryota; Metazoa; Chordata; Actinopteri; Perciformes; Serranidae. The record is from RefSeq and is a predicted model, not a curated record. The transcript is spliced from 11 exons. The coding region runs from base 172 to 1485 and encodes 437 amino acids. Gene Ontology annotation, biological process: peptidyl-serine phosphorylation.